AUGACAAUAUUAAAGUUAAUCGAAUUAGAAAACUUUAAAUCAUACAAAGGAAAACAAAUAAUAGGUCCGUUAAAAUCGUUUACAGCAAUAAUUGGUCCCAAUGGUUCAGGGAAAUCGAAUUUAAUGGAUGCUAUCAGUUUUGUUAUGGGCGAAAAAACGACUAGUCUUAGAGUUAAGAGAUUGAGUGAUCUUAUACAUGGAGCAUCAAUUAAUCAGCCUGUUUCUAAAACGGCUUCCGUGACAGCUGUUUUCGAAUUAAAUGAUGGAAAUUUAAAAUAUUUCACUAGAAUGGUAAACGGUUCUUCGUCAGAACAUUAUAUUGAUAAAGAACUUGUUACUAAUAUGAAAUACAUGUCAGAAUUAGAACUUCUUGGUAUUAACGUAAAAGCAAAAAAUUUUUUAGUUUUCCAAGGAGCUGUUGAAAAUAUUGCUAUGAAAAAUCCUAAAGAAAGAACUUAUUUAUUCGAAGAAAUUAGUGGUUCAGGUGCAUUAAAAGAAGAAUAUGAUAGAUUAAGAACGCAAAUGUUGCAAGCAGAAGAAGAAACACAGUGUACAUACCUUAAAAAAAAAGGAAUAACAGCUGAAAGAAAAGAAGCUAAGGCUGAAAAAGAAGAAGCUGAAAAAUAUCAAAAGCUAACCGAAGAACUCGGAGAAAAACAAUUGGAACUUCAACUUUUUAGAUUAUAUCACAAUGAGCAAGAAAUUAAUAGAUUGGAAACAGAACUGCAGAGAAAACAAAAAGAAGUAGACAAAGUUGAAAAAAAGAAAGCCAAAGCUGAAGAAGCUUUAAAAGAUAAGAAAAAAGAACAUGGAAAACUAACUAGAGAACAAGCUCACAGUGAUCAGCUUGUAAGAGAAAAAGAAACUGAAAUUAAUAAAAUGAGACCUAAAUUAAUCAAAUCAAAAGAACAGGUUGAACAUAUGAAAAAAAAAUUGGAAUCGGCAAAAAAAUCUUUGACACAAGCCAAAAAAGCUCAUGAGGCACACACUAACGAUAUAAGAGAAUUAGAAUUAGAAUUGGAAAAAGUUGAAGAAAUGAGAAAAGAAUUUGAGGAAAUGGUAGCAGGAGAGUCUCAAAGUCAAGGAAGAGAUGUUCACUUGCAGGAUGCACAAGUUAAACAAUAUCAUUUAUUAAAAGAAGAAGCUGGUAAAAGGUCUGCCAUGUAUUUGCAAGAAUUAGAUUCAGUCAAUCGUGAACAAAAAUCAGAUCAAGAUAGAUUGGACAAUGAAAGUAGGAAAAAAAAUGAAAUUGAAAGCAUGAUUAGGCAAAAAGGAAAUGAAAAAGAUGAAGCUAUAAAAAGAAUUGAAAAAUUAAAUGAGCAUAUAAGAAAAAAUGAAUUAUCUUUAGAAGAAAAUAUAAAAAUUCAAAGUCAAUUGGAGAAAGAUGUGGGUUCAUCGAGGGGGAGAGUCGAUGAUUUACAAAGAGAGUUAGAAAGUGUGAUCGAACAGUUAGGUGAUGCCAGAGUAGACAAACAUGAAGAUUCCAGAAGGAGGAAAAAACAGGAAAUUGUUGAAAAUUUCAAAAGGCAAUUUCCCGGAGUUUUCGAUCGUAUGAUCAACAUGUGUCAGCCUAUUCAUAAAAGAUACAACGUUGCCAUUACUAAAGUUUUGGGUAAAUACAUGGAAGCCAUUGUUGUGGAUACGGAAAAAACAGCACGGCAAUGCAUUCAAUAUUUAAAAGAUCAAAUGUUAGAACCGGAAACAUUUCUUCCCUUGGAUUACAUUCAAGCCAAACCCUUAAAAGAAAGGUUGAGAACCAUAAAAGAACCGCGAAACGUUAGACUUUUGUAUGAUGUCCUUCAAUUUAACGAAGAAAUUAACAAAGCCGUAUUGUUUGCCACAAAUAACGCAUUAGUUUGCGAAACUCCAGAAGAUGCCAUGAAAGUGGCUUACGAAUUAGACAGGCAAAGAUACGAUGCUGUCGCUUUGGACGGUACGUACUACACAAAAUCAGGUUUAAUAUCGGGAGGUUCUCUUGAUUUAGCUCGUAAAGCCAAACGUUGGGAUGAAAAGCAAAUGUCUCAGUUGAAAGCUCAAAAAGACAAACUCCAAGAAGAGAUAAGAGAUUUGCAAAAGAAAUCUCGAAAGGAAUCAGAAUUGAACACGCUUCAAUCUUCGAUUGCCGGUUUGCAAACCCGAUUGAAAUAUUCUCACAGCGACAAAGAAACGACUCAACAAACGCUCGAACAAUUGGAAAAAGAAUUGGCGAGACUUGAAGAAAAGCGUAAUAAUUUCGAGCCCAACAUAGUGAUCAUAGAGCAAAGAAUGGCAGAAAGAAACAAGGAAAUUGAGAACAUCAAAGAAAACAUGAAUAACGUCGAAGAUGUCGUUUUCCAAAAUUUUUGCGUACAAAUCGGAGUCGCAAACAUUCGUCAGUACGAAGAAAGAGAAUUGAGAACUCAAAACGAAAGACUAAAGAAGAGGCACGAGUUCGAAUCUCAGAAAAACAGGAUAACGAGUCAAUUGGAAUUCGAACAAACUCGAGACACGAAAACGAACGUUUUGAGAUGGGAAAGAGCCGUCCAAGACGAAGAUGAUAAUUUGGAAAGGGAAAAAGCGGCAAUGGAAAGAUUGAAAAAAGAAAUAGAUACAUUAUUAAACGAAUGUGAUAAAUUGAAAAACGAGGGAAGACUGAAAAAAUCCGAAGUCGAUAAAAUCGAUGAAGAGAUAGCAAACGCAAGGCGAGAAGUCGGAGUCAUCGCGAAAGAAAUACUCCAAGUGCAAAAACAAGUGACGUCUUUGGAGAGUAAAAUAGAACAGAGGAGAAGCGAAAGGCAUAGCAUUCUCACUCAUUGCAAAAUGGAAGACAUUGGAAUUCCGAUGUUGCACGGAAACAUGGAGGACAUAUCGAGCAUAGAGGCAAACGAAAGUUCGUCCGGAAACGAUGCUAGUUUAAGCACUCAACAAGUUUACGAACAGGAAAAACGAAUACAAAUCGAUUACAAUCAAUUGCGUGACGAUUUGCGUGAGUUGGAAGAACCGGACGAAGUGAAAAGAAUGAUAGACAAACUUCAGAAAACGAUAAACGAACAGCAAAAUUUGAUACAAAGAAUUCAAGCACCGAACAUGAAAGCAAUGCAAAAAUUGGACGCGGCGAGAAACAAAUUGCAAGAGACGAACGAAGAAUUCGAAAACGCUCGUAAGAAGGCGAGGCAAGCAAAGCAAAAAUUCGACAGGAUAAAAAAAGAAAGACAUACAAAGUUCAUAAAUUGUUUCGAUCACGUUGCCAACGUCAUAGACAACAUAUACAAAGCUUUGGCACAAAAUCAAUCCGCUCAAGCGUUCCUGGGACCGGAAAAUCCGGAAGAACCUUAUUUGGACGGAAUAAAUUACAAUUGCGUGGCACCGGGAAAACGAUUUCAACCCAUGUCGAACCUAUCGGGAGGAGAAAAAACGGUUGCCGCUCUCGCUUUGCUUUUCGCCAUUCACAGCUAUCAGCCGGCACCUUUUUUCGUACUGGACGAAAUAGAUGCAGCUUUGGACAACACGAACAUUGGAAAAGUCGCGAGUUACAUAUGUAGGAAAAGCAGAAUAGAAAGGAGUUUGCACUACGACAUGCAGAGAGAAUACGAGGACAACACGUCUCUACAAACGAUCGUCAUAUCACUCAAAGAAGAAUUUUAUUCUCACGCUGAUGCCCUCAUUGGAAUUUGUCCAGAUCCUGGAGAUUGUCUUAUAAAACCGUAA
Molecule: messenger RNA, 3687 nt
Organism: Pediculus humanus corporis (human body louse)
Lineage: Eukaryota; Metazoa; Arthropoda; Insecta; Psocodea; Pediculidae
Product: structural maintenance of chromosomes smc1, putative
Exons: 2
Coding region: 1-3687 (1228 amino acids)
Biological process (GO): sister chromatid cohesion
Cellular component (GO): nucleus; cohesin complex; chromosome
Molecular function (GO): ATP hydrolysis activity; protein binding; ATP binding
Source: RefSeq, a predicted model, not a curated record